UUUUUAUGAUAUGCGCAUGUACGGUUCUCAUGCGAUGUGUCAAAAACAAAGAUGGCUGCUCCCAUAGCUUUCGAAAGUUCGUGGGUGAAAUCCAAAGAGCGGAAGCAGAAAAGGGAAGCAAGAGAAAUCGUUUUGCAGAAAGCAAAAGAACGACAUGAUAGGAAAGAGAAGAAAAAAGAAGCGCGACAAAGAGGUGAUGAUGUCUGGAUGCUGCCGUCAGUGAAUCAAAGAAUAACAGCAGAGGAAGAAAAAGAGAAGAAGAAGAAACACAAAAAGCAUAAAAAGCAUAAGAAACAUAAAAAACACAAAGACAAGAAAAAGGAUGAUGAAUCCUGUUCGGAAUCCGGAGAAGACGUCUGGGUGGAAAAAAGUGAUUUGAAAUGUGAAUCCAAAGAUGUGUCUACAGAAGAAGAGUCCCACACCACUGUGAAAGGACCUCAAUUACCAAGACAAGACUGGAUGGAAAGUGACCCGUUUUCCUUUGCUACAUUUACACACGACGACCUAAGGAAACAGAAAAAAGACAAAAAGACAUUGGAGAGAGAGGAAGAAAUGUCAGUACUUGAUACUCCAGGGCAGAGUAAGAAUGAACUGAAUCCCUAUUGGAAAGAUGGUGGCACAGGCCUGCCAGAGGAAAACCCACAGAAGCCGAAACCUGUACUUUCAUCACUUGGAAUCGGAGAUGGUGGACUGUCAUGGCUUAAAAAAUGCUACCAGAGAGCAGUUGAACAAGCUGAGGACAGAGGUGUGCAAGUGGAAGAAGUUAUGGCUGAGAGAUAUGGGUCUAUGGAGAGAUUUCAGGAUAUGAUGAAUGCAGCUGAGCAACACCAGCGAGAUAAGUCAAAUGACAGAUACAAGGGUAGGGAUUGGGAGAGAAAUAGAGAAAGGGAUAGAUACAGAGACAGUGAUAAACAACGAGAGAGAGACAGAGACAGCGAUAAACAAAGAGAGAGAGACAGCGAUAAACUAAGAGGGAGAAACAGAGAUGAUGAAAGGAGACAGCGAGAGAGGGGUCAAAAUAUGUAUAGAGAUAAACACACAGACAAGGAAAGAUGCCAUGACAACUACAGUGGUAGACAUGAAUACACAAGAGAGAGUCGCAGUGAGAGUAGAACUGGUAGAGAUAGUAGAAGUACUAGUAGAACAAACAACCCAAUAAGUGAUGAUGCUCCUCGAAAAAGUGGACUCCUAAGCUCCCUGGGUGAUAGGAAAUUCAAGCGGCCAUUCGAUGAGCCAUGUGAUCACAGUAAGAGUCUGGCAAGCAGAGACAGUUACAGAAAUGAUAGUGAUGUGCCCAGAUGGAAGAACAAGGGAUUCAAGAAACCUUCUGAUGAGAAACUGGAUUCUACUUCGUCUGUUUCCCACAGUAACAGGAACCGAGAUGGAACUCCAGGAUGGAGAAAGAAAGCAUUUAUAAAACCAACUGAUACAUCAGAAAAUAAAGCUAGUGAAAAAAGUCGUAGUCCUCCGAGUGAGCACAGUAGUGAAUCCAGUGAUGGCGAGUCGAGUAACAGUUCACUGUCAGAGUCUGAGGAAGAAAUAAGGGUGCCCUCGCCUGUCCAGAUAUUGACUGAAAAGGAGAUGAACGAACUUGGCGCUAAAAUUGUCAGAGCAGAGAUCAUGGGAGAUGAGGAUACAGCUUGCAAACUAAAAGCUAAAUUGGAAGCUGCCAGGAAUGCAAAGGCGACACAAACUCAGAGGAUACAAGAACAGAAAUCUAGAAAAGUAAAAAGUGAAGAGAAUUCUGAAGAUGAGGAUGAUAAUACAGUUAUACUAACAAGAACUGAUCAAAGUGGACAGAGUUGGCCUUUAGAACAAACCACAGAGGGAGAACACAGGCAAGGCAAAAAAAGGAGAAGAAAAAAGGUUGCCACCCAUGACAGCGGUGGGAAACGGGAACGUUACUUUGCUGACGAUGACAGGUACGAUCUGAAGAAAAUGGUGGAACGGGAAAAGAUGAGCACGUCUGAAGAUCAUAAUGCAAUGUUUGCGAGAUUGGCUGGCCGAUCCUUGGAGAAAACAAACCAAGACGAAUACACACUGGAUGAUAUGUUUGUAUCAAGGGCUUCUAAAGAAAUGUCUAAAGCUGAGACAGAAGAGAAGGCUAGGGCUAAGGCCAUUGCUGAACACAGACGACAAGCCAAGCAAAUUGACAGCUGUAUAUACUGUUUUGGUAACAAAGACAUGCCAAAGCAUCUCAUAGUUGCCAUAGGGAUGAAGGUGUAUAUGUGUUUACCAGUAAAGCAGUCAUUGACAGAUGGUCAUUGUUUUAUCAUUCCAAUGCAGCAUGCUAUAUCGAGUACAACGUUGGAUGAAGAUGUUUGGAGUGAAAUCAAAAUUUUUCGUAAAGGUUUAACCAAGAUGUUUGAAGAUCAGGACAAGGAUACUUUGUUUUUAGAAACCUGUAUGGAUCCUAAGAAACACCGGCAUAUGAUUAUAGAAUGUGUACCUGUACCAAAAGAAGAAGGCGGCAUGGCACCAAUAUACUUUAAAAAAGCCAUUAUGGAGUCAGAAAGUGAAUGGUCUCAUAAUAAAAAGUUGGUUGAUACAAGACAUAAAGAUAUUCGUAAAUCCAUUCCAAAAGGCCUGCCAUAUUUUAGUGUUGAGUUUGGUGUUGAAGGUGGUUUUGCCCAUGUCAUAGAAGAGGAACAUCUUUUUCCUCACUACUUUGGCAAGGAAGUCAUUGGUGGAAUGCUGGAUGUGGAACCCAGGCGAUGGAGAAACCCUCUAAAGCAAAAUUUUGAAGACCAUAGAAAGAAAGCCCUACAAUUUGCUGAGUGGUGGAAACCAUAUGACUGGACACAACGAAUUGAUAGGGAUUGAAAUAUAUAUAUUUUUCUGUAAAUAUAAUAAAGAAAUUGAGCAUUUUUUUUUAUAAACAAUACUUUCAAAAU
Saccoglossus kowalevskii is the source of this 2894-nucleotide messenger RNA. RefSeq names its product CWF19-like protein 2. Gene Ontology annotation, biological process: mRNA splicing, via spliceosome. NCBI's taxonomy places the organism in Eukaryota, Metazoa, Hemichordata, Enteropneusta, Harrimaniidae. Gene Ontology annotation, cellular component: post-mRNA release spliceosomal complex. The record is from RefSeq and is a predicted model, not a curated record.